AUGGGAAGGCUUGUUCAAUUGGAGCUUGAGAACUUCAAGUCAUCGGGCCAGUUCACCAGCUUCACAGCGGUGGUGGGACCGAACGGCGCCGGCAAGUCGAACCUGAUGGACGCGAUCAGCUUCGUUCUGGGUGUCAAGUCGUCACACCUGCGGUCGUCGCAGCUGCGGGAUCUGGUGUACCGCGGACGCACAGUGGAGACGCGCAACGGGCAUGUGAUUGACGAAGCAGGCGACCAGAAUGAGCGAAGCGCGUGGGUGAAGGUGGUGUACGAGGACGACCACGGAUUCACGAUUAACUUCCAGCGUGCGAUCAGCGUGUCAGGAACGAGCGAAUAUCGCAUCAACGGGCGCGUGGUGACGCAGCAGACGUAUAACCAGGCGCUGGAGAAUCAAAACAUCCUGGUGCGGGCCAAAAACUUUUUGGUGUUCCAGGGCGACGUGGAGGCGGUGGCAUCGCAGUCGCCAAAAGACCUGACGCGUCUGGUAGAGCAGAUCAGUGGGUCAUGGGAGCUGCACCAGCGGUACACGGAGCUCGAAAAGGAGCAGGAUACGGCUGCGGAGCAGUCCACAUUUGCGUACAACAAGAAGCGCGCGGUGGCAGCGGAAGUGCAGCAGAUGCUGUACAAGCUGAGAUCAAGGCGGAGAUGGGCACGCUGCACGGCGAAUCGAUUGUUGGGGCCAGCGAGCAGCGGGCGCGGCUGGACGCUAGCCUUCAGGCCGAGCAGAAGAAGCAGGCCAAGGCGUUCAAAGCUGUCAACCGCCAGGAGCGCCAGAAUCAAGCUCGUCGAGCAAAAGAUGGAGGGGCGGCAGCCGACUCUUGCAGGGUUGGGCGAGAAAGUGGCCCAUGCGGAGCGCAAGGCAGCACGGAUCGGCGAGAAUGUGGGGCGCGCGCAGGAGGAUGUUGACCGGCAGCGCAAGAUUGUUGAGGAGCUUGAUCAAGAACACCAGCGCGUGCAGGACGCAGCGACGCGUUUUGACGAGCAGGCGCAGGCAGCGCAGGCACGGCGCGGCACACAGAUCAACGAGGCGACCAUGGCCGAGUACAACCGGCUUUCGGAGCAGCUGCGCAGCGAGUCGGUCGAGGACGCGUACCGACGCGACACGCUGGACCGGCAGGUGCAGUUGAUGGGCGAGGCAGCAAGGCGGGCUGGCGAUAAGCUUGGGGCACUGCGCAGCCAGCUCGAGAGCGUGGAAGCGUCGGGACAUGCAGUCCAGCAGCAGCAGCAGCAAGCCCAGGCGGACCUGGCUGCAGUGCAGCAGGAAAUGCAGCAGGCGCGACGUAGCGUGGAGGCGGCCAAGAGCGACCACGAGCGGCUUGUGCAGCUCGAGGUCGAGCUCAACGAGAAGCUGUCGGGUGUGCUGAAGCAGCUGGCGCAGGCACGGGCCGACCAGCGCGAGUCGACGCGUGAGGCACGGCUCAGGGACGUCAUCAGCGCGUUGCAGCGCGUUUUUUCUGGCGUGCAUGGUCGGCUGGCGGAGCUGGUCCAGCCAACGCAGCAGCGCUACGCGAUCGGUGUGGCGACGGUGCUGGGACGGCACGUGGACGCAAUUGUGGUUGACCAGCAGGCGACGGCCAUCGAGUGCAUCAACUACAUGAAGGAGCAGCGCGCAGGCCAGGCGACGUUCCUGCCGCUAGACACGCUGCAGCCGCAGGCGACCAACGACAGCCUGCGGCACGUGCACACCGGAGCGCGUCUGGCGACAGACGUGCUAAAGCUGGCAGUGCUGCAUGCGUUAUCGAACGUGGCCCGGCAUGUCUGCUACGAGCGGCGGCUUGAGGUCAAGGCGGUGACGCUGGAUGGCUCAGUUAUUCACCGCAGCGGCUUGAUCACCGGCGGUACAAGCGGACGCGGCAGCGGGCAGCAGGCGCAGGCGCGGCGGUGGGAGGCUGCCGAGGUCGAGAAGCUGCGCAGGGCGCGCGACCGGCUCACAGAGGAGCUGCACAAUCGUCGCCCCUAUCUAUCAGGACUCGAGACCAAGCUGCAGCUGUCGCGCGAGUCGCUGGAUGCUGUGACGCGCAAGCUUGAGGGCAUUGCCAGUGAGCGCAAACACAUUGAACGGCAGAUUGCCGAGGGCGAGCCAACUGCCCAGCAGGCCGAAGACGACCUGGAUGCGGUCAGGCGCGAGCGUGAUGAGAUUGCCGAGCCGAUUUUCGUGCAGUUCUGCCAGACUGUCGGGGUCAGUAGUGUUGACGAGUUCGAGAAGCAGCUGCUGGUUGCCACCGAGGCCACGGCCGAGCGGCGGCUGCAGUUCACGACGCACCUGUCGCGGCUUGACAGCCAGCGCGAGUUUGAGCGACAGCAGCUAGCAGAGGCCACGCAGAGCUCACUCGAAGGGCUGCGGGCCAACCUGGACCGCGAGACGGCAGACAUGGCUGCACUGGUGCAGCAGCUCGAGGGCUUGCGCAGCGAGCUCAGCACUCUGAAUGGCAAGUAUGGCGACGUGAGCGAGGAUGUUGGCAAGGCGCGGCAGGGGCUCGAGGAGGGGCAGCGCGAGUUGGACCAGAUGAGCAAGGAGUUUAGCGCCAAGGCCACUGAGCUCGACCGUGUCAUGGCCGACAAAUUCGCAGUGCUGCGGCGCUGCAAACUCGAGGACAUCCGCCUCCCGCUGCUCCAGGGCUCGCUUGAGGCGCUUGCGCUGGAGGCCACGACCAGCCAGUUUGCCGACGAUAUUGCGCGACUGUCAGCCGAAAUCGACGCGUUGAACCCGAACCCGCACGCACGUGAGCGGCUGGAGGCUGCACGGCAGCGGCUGCGCGAGAUUGAGGGCGAGCACAACGUAGCGCGGCAGGCAGCCAAGGAUGCCAAGGAGCGGUUCCAGACCGUGCGGCGGCGGCGGCACGACCUGUUCAUGCGGUGCUACAGCCACCUGGCAUCUGGAAUCGACCACGCCUACAAGGCACUGACGCAGAGCCCAGUGUUCCCGCUGGGCGGCACCGCGUAUCUGGCGCUGGAGGAUGCCGAUUCGCCGUACCUGGGCGGCAUCAAAUACCACGCCAUGCCCCCGCUCAAGCGCUUCCGCGACAUGGAUCAGCUCAGCGGUGGCGAAAAGUCGGUGGCUGCCCUGGCGCUGCUGUUCUCGCUGCAGGCCUUCCGCCCCGCUCCCUUCUUUGUGCUCGACGAGGUCGAUGCAGCCCUGGACCUGGCCAAUGUCUCCAAGCUGGCCAACUACCUGCGCGAGCACGCACGCGCCCAGCCUGAGGCUGAUGCCCCGCCCGCCACCGAUGACGGACGUGGAGCUGGACGUCGCCGACCGCCCAAGGAGGCCGACUUCCAGUUCAUCGUCAUCUCUCUCAAGCAAGCGCUGUACGAGCGCGCCAAGUCACUCGUCGGCAUCUACCGCGACCAGGCCGAGAACAGCUCGCACGUGCUCACCGUGGAUCUCGAGCAGUUCCCGGCCUGA
Linderina pennispora is the source of this 3402-nucleotide messenger RNA. RefSeq names its product RecF/RecN/SMC protein. Gene Ontology annotation, molecular function: protein binding; ATP binding; DNA binding. Bases 1 to 3402 code for a protein of 1133 amino acids. The transcript is spliced from 11 exons. The record is from RefSeq and is a predicted model, not a curated record. Gene Ontology annotation, cellular component: cohesin complex; nucleus; chromosome. Lineage: Eukaryota; Fungi; Kickxellomycota; Kickxellomycetes; Kickxellales; Kickxellaceae. Gene Ontology annotation, biological process: sister chromatid cohesion.